Molecule: messenger RNA, 6274 nt
Organism: Homarus americanus (American lobster)
Lineage: Eukaryota; Metazoa; Arthropoda; Malacostraca; Decapoda; Nephropidae
Gene: Aduk
Product: serine/threonine-protein kinase ULK3-like
Exons: 2
Coding region: 176-1624 (482 amino acids)
Biological process (GO): autophagosome organization; peptidyl-serine phosphorylation; protein autophosphorylation
Cellular component (GO): cytoplasm; autophagosome
Molecular function (GO): protein serine/threonine kinase activity; ATP binding
Source: RefSeq, a predicted model, not a curated record
GCAGUGGUUCUGGUAAUACUGCACUGGAUGAUGUAAACAAAGUCCAGUCAUCAACAGGGAGUCAGUUCAGGGGAGUCUCCUACACUGAACUAUAAACCAAGAAAAAGAAAGUUGGUUUAAAGUUGUUGGGAUAAAAAAAUCAGUAAAUUACGUUAAUCUGGUCUGGUAUACUAUCAUGGCAGCAUCCACAGGCACACCUAAGGUACCAGAAUACAUAUUUGCUGAGAAAAUUGGUUCUGGGAGUUUUGCAGAUGUAUAUAAGGCUUAUAAGAAAGGGAAAACACGGGAAGUGACUGCAAUUAAGUGUGUUCUUAAGUCUAACCUCUCAAAGACUGCCCUUGACAAUUUGAUAUUGGAAAUUAAGAUACUGAAAGAAUUGAAACAUGAGCAUAUUGUAGAAAUGAAAGAUUUUGAAUGGGAUGAUAAGUACAUAUACAUUAUAAUGGAGUACUGUAGUGGUGGAGAUCUCUCAAAUUUUGUGAAAUCUACAAGACGACUACCAGAGACUGUGUGUCAAAGGUUCCUCCAGCAAUUAGCUGCAGCUCUGAAAUACAUGAGAGAGAAAAAAGUCAGUCACUUUGACCUUAAGCCUUCAAACAUUCUCUUAAAGUCAAGGAGUAAUCCUAUAUUGAAGAUAGGCGAUUUUGGCCUUGCCCAACACUUGCCUGAAGACGACACCAACAGUACCAUCAAGGGCAGUCCACUGUACAUGGCUCCUGAAAUAGUUCUAAAGCAUCAGUAUGAUGCCAAGGUUGAUCUGUGGUCAGUGGGUGUCAUCUUGUACGAAUGUCUCUUUGGGAAAGCUCCCUACUCAUCUAAAACAAUGAACGAAUUAAUUGAAAAGAUUAAGAAGGACAAGGCCAUUGAUGUACCGUACGGCACAAACAUUUCGCAAGACUGCCGAAAUUUAUUGCAAUGUUGCCUGGAACGAGAUGUGAGCAAGAGAAUUGAUUUUGAAGGAUUCUUUUCACAUCCCUUUGUUGACCUAGAGCACAAACCAAGUCCAGAAAGUAUGACAAAGGCAACAGAACUUCUCACCAUGGCAGUAAACUUUGAUGAGUGUCAGGAAUAUGAAGAAGCUUUUAGGCACUACAAUCAAGCACUACAGUACCUUGUACCACUCCUCCACGUAGAAGGUGAUGCAAGUAAACGAACUGCUCUGAGGCGAAAGAUUUCAGAGUAUUUAAGUCGGACAGAGGACCUCAAGAAAAUCAUGAAUAAUGAUAGUGAAACCAUCAGAAAUAUCAGAAUUCCAACAAUACAGAGACAAGAGUCUACAGGAAGUACAGAAUACCAGGGAAACCGUGAAGAACUCUUGAGAUUAACAGCUACAACUCCACAAAUUCAAACUGCAAUAGAAAUUGCAGCAUCAGGAGAACUAUAUGCAAAUGAAGGAAGCUAUGCCACAGCUUUUGAGAAAUAUCAGCUUGCACUGGGAAAACUGCUUGAACUUUUACAAAGUGAACCAAAGGGACGUAGGAAGGACCUGCUCAGAGAAGAGGUCACACGAUGGAUGUCACAAGCAGAGCACUUGAAAGAAGUACUAAACCGAGUUACAUCUCCAGGAAAUUAUACUGAAGAACUGUUUGUAAUGGCUGAUGAUAAAAAUUGCUCUUUGCAAUGACAGGUUUGUCUUUUGACUGAUUAAUUAUACUGUAUUGUAUGUAGGAGGCUCAUAGUGUUCUUAUAAUGAACACUCUCCCAAAAAAGUAUCGGCCCCGUGGACCUGAUGUAUUUGGAAAUGAACACAAUAACACGUUCACAACAGUUUCGGUUCGGUUUGUAUUUCUGUUUAUGAGUUGCACCUUUCGUUCUUCUUGUACAUACCUGAUAAUCUCCAUGAUAUCUGCAGUAUACCAACUAUUCUCUGCGUAAGGUAAUCAAAGGGGAUGAAUUGUGAUACCAUAUGCAAAACCAAUAACGUCAUGAGUAACCCCGUUGAUUUAUGCACCUUAGUCACUAUUUCAGCCCCAGAGGAUGGGUUGCCAAAUAGGAAUGUAACGUUACCAUGUUUUCAUGAACCGAGUUUACAAUGGAAUUGCUUCGAACGAAAUAUGAAACACUAUGAUCCGAUAUUACAUUCAUUUACAAAUAAAGUAAUUACAGGUGUACAGUAUUCCCUUAAAGCUCGCUGGGGUUAGAUAAAAUGGACCCCAUGAGAAAGCAAAUUCCAUGACUUUUUCUUGCCAGUCCCAGGAGUGUGCAAAAUAAAUAAAUAAAUAGCUUAUGUACAACAACAUUAUGUAUGCAUAAGGCAAUAUGAUAAAUAUGAAAUAACAAACAUCAGCAUGAAAUAGCACUGUGUGGACAUUAGGUCCACACAGUAAGUUAGCUGUGGUAGUGACAAUGCAAAGACAAUACCUCUGAAAUGCCAGCUGAUCUGGUACACAGGAUGUAAGCAAUCCCUAUACUGGACAUUUCCUAGUGAAGAUGCCCGGUACCAAUAAGUACUUGUAAUGUAUAUACAGUAGGUACCUGUAUGUACAAUUAUAUCCUUUUGUAUUGAAUUGGGUAAAUUUAAUUAAUAGUACCAGCAAAUGUUUGAUAAUACUGUAGGUCCAUAAAGUGAGCUGUGGUAGUGGUGAACAUGAUAGCCUAUAACCAGUGAUUUGGGUUUGCCAGUACAGUAGGCUGUUAAAUCUGCAAAAUUUAUUUUUCCAAAAUAUACUUUGCUAAUUAUAGGGUGCAUCUUAUGACCUGGGAAAGAUGGUGCUCUGUACUGUCCUGUAGUGUUGACUCCUCUUGAUCCCUGGCACACAGCCUCAGAUUUUUUUAUUUAUUUCCCAUGACAGUACGUGAGUUUCCGAGGGAUGCAAGCUUUAGAACCACGAGCUUUAAGGGAAUAUACAGUAUUUUGAUGCCAUACUCAGUUACAAUGAUGAUGAUUUAUACUGCAUUUCAAUAUUAUUUCUACCUCAAUUGACGAGGUAACAAUUACGAAUAUAACGUAUCUCGUGAUUCGUGCUGGCAACGGAACAUUAUCCGAUACACACUACGAGACGAUGUCUGUCGGUGCAAGCUGUGUUUUCCAAAGAGUCUCUGGUACUAGUGUUAGUCAUAGAAUUCUAGCAUAAAACACCCACUAUUUGACUGCUGUCAAUAUAUUUUCGUUACAUUAAUAUCAUUAUAUUAUUCUACUAAAGAUGGAGCAAGGUGAUUCACCAUAAUCACAACAAAUGCCUGAAAUAAUAACUGGUAACUUCACAGAUACUAGGAAGGUAGACCUAACAACAUGAUGCAGGAAUCACAAUUAGUGAUCGGAAAUAUUUGUCCAUUGUGACACAUUGUAUCGAUGAGAAAAGGGGCCGAUACUUGUUUGGGAGUGUGUGCACACAAACAAUAUUAGCUGCACGCCUGGGUUCCAAUGUUUGGAAAUGAUCACAAUGUACAGUACUGCAGUUUUGGUUCUGUUGUCAAAGAUUCACAAUAAUUGGUUGUCCAUUGUGUCAUAUUGUAUCAACAACAAAAGGGACAUGGUGUUUUUUGUUUGUGUACAGUACAGAACAUAUGUUUAACCCUUAGGCCCCGGAUGACGUUCCAGAACGACUUCCUAUUUUCUCGCCUUUUUUUUUUUUUUUUUUAAGUAGAUUUUUUUUCCUUGAUUUAUCCCCGCUGGGUGGGGAGGUAGGUGUUACUGCCAGCAGCACCCUAACCCUGGGCUUAGGGUUAAUAGUUGCUUUGAAGAAACAGUCUUAGGUAAAAGUGGACAGUACUGUACUUUUAAAAUAUCUGAAUUUUGCCUGUAGAACACAAGCACUGUACCUGUAUGUACAGUACUGCUGUUGAGAAGUUGUUUACUUAUUCUGAGAUUUGGGGAAGCUGCCACAGCUGUGUUUUCACCUUCUAAAUAAGUUAUGAAAAUUGUACAGUAUUACUGUAAUUAUUUUUGAAGGAUGCAACAAUGUUUCUGAAAGGGUUUUAUUUUAUCACACCUAGCUACUUUUUGUGUAAUUAUCUAACACAAGACUUAGCAGAUUAUGUGGAACAGCUACUUGUCCCAGGCAAGUGACUUUUGAAAUUUACUUUCCAAAAUAAUUUUUUUACUUGCCUAGACAAAUUUGGGAGGAAAUUGCUUGCCCCUUUUUCUGGGAAAAAUUAAAUAAACAUUUUAAAACAUUCAAAUUUAUUGUGUGUAUCAACUCUCGGAUCACUUGACUGUCUUAAAUCUUUGUAGGGCAGGGGUUCCUCUCAGCUGAAUAAAAUCGUCCGGCAUUAGCCACAAUAAAAUACCCCGGUGCACUGCUGCCCUACAAAGGGUUAAUACCUUACACCCUCACCCUUCUCCAUCCAUCCUGUCGUGUUAAGAAUUUUCCUCGUUUCUUAUUCAUGUUAAUGUUUUCACCUCAGUUUGUAGCGUAACUCUGCUGACACAACAAUCAGUGGGACCUACCGUAUACAGAUUUUCAGGUCAGGUCAUUGUGAGAAUAAACCAAUAUGAAUAGAAGGGAUCAGCUGUGAUGUUACUGAGGCUGAAGCAUCCACCUGGGCUUUAUUAGCAGGUCAGGUCAUUGUAGGAACAGAAAAAUCUGGUAUCAGCUCAGCUGUGAUGUUAUGAUAUGCAUCAGGUCACAGACACACACAGUCCCUCCACUUUCCCGUCACCUCGCUGGGUGAGAGAGCUCACUGGUCAAGCAUGUAUGGGGAGGUGGGGGUCAUGCAGUACCUGACAAAUUCCUGUACGGAUACAGGUAUUUUCCUCUCAAAAUAUGAACUUGUUCCAGGCAAAUGCCCGGCACUGCUAAUCUUCAUAGCCAGCCUGCCUGUCUAAUACAUUUUCCCUAAAACAUUUAUUCUCAGGAAGAUGUGCCCAUAAUCAUGUGUAGUGCAAAAUAGCUCUUCUAUAAUCCAUUUUAAAGUACAGUAUAUUAUGAGAUUUAGGACACAAGCUGUGUACUGUUAUGGCUUCUUCUUUUUUGAGACAUGUUGCUUCAUUUUUUAAUCAACUUUAAAUUUAUAGAGAAGUUGCCCAAUAAGGUUUUUCCUUCAGUGCUUGCUAAUAUGUACAUUAUGUGGUUUCAGUUAAAUAUUGCCAAAUUAUGAUCCUAUUAGAUAGUGAUCAUAACUUCAUAAGUAUUUUGAAUUAUUGUACAGGUAUACCUCACUUUACGAUGUUCAUCCAGCAUGGUUUUCAAGGAACCUAACCCAUUCUUUAAGAUGGGGAUACGUACCUGUACAUCAUUAUACAAUAAUAUAUAUUAUGUAUAUAUGGAAUGGGUUAUAUAUUGAUGGUACAGUAAUAGUUCCUAAACUUUUAUUCUUAUUUUAUUUUAUUUAUUUUUAAUGGAGAUGGUUCUAAUGACAGUAAAUUACUGUAUAUUGUAGUUUGGAUUUUCAACUCCCACUUGAUUACUAUGCUGUACUGUACUUUAGUUAGAUAUAUAUACCAGGUUUCCAAAAGAUCACCUCACUCAGUAGCAACACAGGUAAAUGUAUAGAUGUAACAUACAACUUGGUAGGAUGAACACACACAUAUAGUUUCAUGUUAUAAGAGAGAAUGACAAUGUUUGUUUGUAAAUAUAAAGGAUUAAAUACUAGAAGCUCAGUUAAUAUGAAGUUAACUCGGCUAAAAUUAUUACAUCUAUUAUAUAAGCUUGACAGUAACGAUUUACUGAAACGAUGGUACACUCCAUUUACAUUGAUGGAAAUCUGUUAAUGCCUUACAUAGUGAUAUACGUACAUAUUUUUCACUAUCCUACAGAAGUAGAAUAUUGAAUUGUGUUAUUUGGCUGUGUUGUUCAGCCUGGUGCCCACCUUUCCUGACCUGACUGAAAGGGAUUUUCAGGUAUGGGGAUUCCCAAGUGCAGACAUUGCCCAAUCCUCGUGUUUGUUACCAUUUUAUAUAUUGUUUGUCGAUGCAGUAUAUUUACGAUUAGUAGAGCUACAUGGGUACAUACAUCUAUUCACUAAAUUAUGAUUCCCUUCAUAUAAUUGUAGGUCAUUUUAUGUUCUGCUUAUUAAGAAUACCGGUAAUCAAAAUGUAUGACAUGCUAAAUAUUUACUGCUCUGUACUCAGCCAAUGAGCUGCAAGACAGGGAGGUUUGUGCAGUUCUUGGUGUGGUCUGUACAGAGCAGGUUGCUUAUGCUGUAUUAUUGUUAGAAGAUGUUAAUGUUGUUGACUAAAAAAAUGCCAUCCUUUAACUUUGCCAAGUUCUGUACUACUGAAGUAUAAAGGAUCAGUUUUUUAUUAGUUUCAAUUUUUUUUUCAUAUGCAUACAAGACUUUUCUUAUUACCGUAUAUACUCGAGUACGGGGGGGGGGGGGUUAAACUAUAUAA